AUGGCUUUCAACCCUUCACUAUACUCCGGCUACUUUGACAGUUAUAUAAUCAGAUCCUUAAUGGAUUCAAACCAAUAUCUAUCUGCACUUUGGGCAACACCGCACACUUACAACCCCUGUCUAAUCGGACACCCGGCAUUAACACGGACAUUCCACAACGGAUUCAAUUCCAUUCCUCAACUAUGCUCAGCUCCCCACCAGACGUAUCUAUCGCCUGCGCCACACUGCUUGGACAUGAAAGGUGAUGGCGACAGGGACAGUCCGACUGUGGAGCUGGAGGACAGGGAACUCUGGGAGAAGUUUCACGGCUUGGAGUCGGAGAUGGUCAUCACGAAAUCUGGCAGGCGAAUGUUCCCUCCAUUUAAAGUCAGAAUUAGAGGACUGGACAAAAGGUCCAAAUACAUUCUACUUCUGGACAUUGUCUCAGUGGACGACUGCAGGUACAAAUUCCACAACGGGAAAUGGAUGCCGGCGGGAAAAUCAGACCCUGAGAUGCCACGAAGAAUGUACAUACACCCCGACUCUCCUUGCACAGGCGAGCAGUGGGCGCAGAAGUCCAUUAGUUUCCAUAAGCUUAAAUUAACCAACAACGUGUCAGACAAACAUGGCUUUGCGAUCUUAAACUCCAUGCACAAAUACCAGCCACGCCUCCAUCUUGUGAGAGCAGACGAUAUUCUUCUGAUUCCGGUUAGUCCUUUCAGGACCUUUGUUUUCAAGGAGACCACAUUCAUCGCUGUCACAGCCUACCAGAAUGAUAAGAUCACCCAGCUCAAGAUUGAUCAUAAUCCGUUUGCUAAAGGCUUCCGUGAGACUGGAGGAG
Molecule: messenger RNA, 820 nt
Organism: Candidula unifasciata
Lineage: Eukaryota; Metazoa; Mollusca; Gastropoda; Stylommatophora; Geomitridae
Source: the annotation of a GenBank genome assembly